Messenger RNA from Anthostomella pinea, 2721 nucleotides. Lineage: Eukaryota; Fungi; Ascomycota; Sordariomycetes; Xylariales; Xylariaceae. The record is from the annotation of a GenBank genome assembly.
AUGGCUCGAACCAAACAGACAGCAAGAGGCGGUGCCAACACCAGUACGCCUCUCUGUGGCUGUUGGUUCCCCUUUAGCAGACCUGAGUCCCCUCAUCACAUUCGACGGUCAUAUCUUCCUGCCCACAAGAUCCAAGCCAACACUAUCAUCAAGGAUCUAACAUCCCGUACCACGCUAACUCAAAAAUUCACGAAUGAGACCAACGACAAUCUUGACAACAUCAUCUACUCCUUCCCUCUUUAUGAUGGCGUAUCUGUCGUUUCCUUCACUGCGACCGUCGGCAGCGUCAGGAUCGAGGGUGUCGUCAAGGAGAAGCACGAAGCUCGCCAGGAAUACAAUGACGCCCUCGCGAGGGACGAGGCAGCAGGACUGUUGGAGCAGUUGCCCGAAGCCUCCGAUGUCUUUAGCACUCGGAUUGGGAACGUUGCAGCCGGAAUCACUGUUACCAUUGAGCUCGUCUAUAUAGGCGAGCUGAGGCAUGACGCUGAAGCCAACGGCACGCGAUUCACCAUUCCCGCCGCUAUAGCUCCGCGCUAUGGGUUGACACCGCACGAUAUUUUGAGUGCCCAUUCGUUAUCAUCUACCAGCGAAGCUAUCCACUUUGCAAUUGAUGUGGAUGGCGUAGAGGGAUCUCAGAUUCGGCAGUUGCAAUCCCCGAGCCAUCCGAUUACGGUGACCAUUGGUCGAACCACAGAGAUGUCCGAAGACGAACACAUGUCCCAUCGUGCCUCGGCGGCCCUAUCUAUCGACGAUACUGUCCUAGACAAGGACUUCAUUAUCAUCAUCUGCGCCACGAAUACUGGUGCACCGAAGGCCCUUCUCGAGACGCACCUGACCAUUCCCAAACAGCGUGCGCUGAUGGCAACUUUGGUCCCCAACUUCAAGAUACCUCCAUCGCAUGGAGAAGUCGUCUUCAUAGUUGACCGGUCUGGAAGCAUGGGUGGUAAGAUCGACACCGUGGUUAAAGCAAUGACCAUCAUGCUCAAAUCGCUUCCUCUUGGGGUCAGGUUCAAUAUCUGUUCUUUCGGCAGCAGCCACUCCUUUCUAUGGCCUCGUAGCCAGUACUAUAGCGUUUCCAGCCUUGAGGAAGCACUGGCCCACGUCAAUGAAUUCGCACCAAAUUUCGGCGGUACGGAAAUGCUGGAGCCAGUCAAGCUGACGGUCUCGCAUCGUUGCGAAGACACGCUCCUGGACGCUAUUCUCCUGACAGACGGCCAGAUCUGGAAUCAACAGGAGCUUUUCGACUUCGUUGCCGAAUCUUCCAAACUGUACUCUGCACGAUUCUUCUCGUUGGGAAUCGGAAGCGGAUGUUCAACUGCUUUGGUAGAGGGUGUUUCUGCUGCAGGGGAUGGUUUCAGCCAGUUCGUCGCUGAGGGCGAAAGGAUGGACAAGAAGAUGGUACGACUUCUCAAAGGGGCUCUGACGCCGCACAUCAGGGACUACAGCCUUGAAGUCAAGUACCAGAAGGAUGAUGACGACUACGAAAUGGUCGAGUCCGUCAAAGACGCCUUUAAAAUCGGCGUCGCUCUCCCUCUUAGGCUAAAGAGAGAAUCUCCCCGAAAAGCUGCGGUGUCCCUAUUCGAUAAAAGCCUUUCUCAUGACUCGGACGAUGAUGAGGAUGUACCAUUGGCAGAACGGCAACGGACCAUGUUGCCUACCCCGCCAGAGUUCGCACCGCCAUCAAUGCUGCAGACACCUUCUCAGAUCCCCUCACUGUAUCCCUUUGCACGAACAACGGUCUAUGUCCUGCUCGGACCAUCCACGUACAACUUGACCCCUCAAUCACUCGUGCUCCGCGGCACAUCGGAGCACGGUCCCCUCGAGUUCGAGAUCGAGGUUGAGGAUGUCGGCAAAAGUCAGACGAUCCAUCAGCUUGCAAGCAGAAGAGCCGUCCACGAGCUGGAGAAGGGCCGGGGCUGGCUGUCCGAAGCCAAGGAUAAGGAAGACGACGUCCUGCUUAGGAGCAAGUAUGAAGGCCAGUGGGAAGGCAUUCUGCAGCGUGAAGCGGUACGACUGGGUGUGCAGUACCAGGUGGCUAGCAAGUGGUGCUCGUUCGUGGCUGUUCAAGACGGGCGUGAGAUGCAGCCUGUUGUUUUUGGCGGCAAGAUACCGCGAGUAAAUUUGGGACAGGCUCCAAGGAAGCAGCUAGCCUCCAAGGCAGCGAGAAAGUUUGUUCCCACUGCAAGUGAUGUUAGACAGAGAAAAGUGGCCAAGGUUGGUACAGGUGAUGCUGGGAGCACUCAGGAAUGCACGCCGGCUUCCCCGGUUAGCCAUCCCCGACGGUCUACGAGGGCUUCGGUUCGAUCGCAAUCUGCUCUCCACUCUCAGGGGUCCAAUGCGAUGGAUGUCGACGAGUCCGAUGCCCAGGCGAGAUUGCCCGAGACCAACAACGCGAAGAUGCACGCGAUCAUCGGCUUGCAGAAGUUUGAUGGUUCUUGGGACUGGGAUGAAAAGCUCAUCGCUAUAUUGGACGGCAAUCCAGGCAGCAUGAUGAGCAGGAGUGGCCGGAGGUCUGUCAAAGCUACGGCUUUGGCUGUUGCUUUUUUCCAGGCCUGUGUGCCCGAGGAGGAGGACGCGUGGGAGCUCAUUGUCGACAAGGCCAAAGGGUGGCUUUCUCAACAACCAAGGAUGGACGUUGACAAGGAGAUCGCCGAGGCCGACAAGCGUUUCAUUGGGUAUACGCAGUAUGGCCAAGUUAAGGAUUGGGAGUUUACUAUGUAG